UACAAUGGGCAUCUUAUACCAAAGCGAUUCAGUUUCUCCGUCCAUCCGUGAUCGUCGGCACAUCCCUGCCGUGGAGAGAAGAAGGACCACUUUCUUUGCUCUGAUGUAGCAUUUCUCCGAAACACAUGGCCUUCAAAGAUUAAGCCUUCAAGGAGCCCAUUGUGGACUGCAGAUAAAGUACGCUCUUGACCCCGAUUGGUUGUUCUCUCGACAACCCAGCCAUGUAACAGAGGCAUGAAAUAUUUUCUAUGAGACGUGAUGGACAAGAGAGCCAUGCAAGCCAUUGCAAAUCAAACUGGAGAAUUCUGCAAGAUCGCUGUUCAACUUUGGUGGUUUUCUUUGCCUUUCUCUGGAGUUGGAAAGCCAUGAAGAUGUUUGACAAAGAGGACAUCCUUGUCUGCUCUGUUUCCAGAUGUGGAUCGAGGGACUUGUAGUAGUUCCCAAACUUUGAUCUCCCAGCUGUUUAGUUCUCCAACUUUCAUUGAAAAUGGUGAGAGGGAACUGAAGUCCAAAACUUUGAGAAGCUUCAAGUUCGGAGCCAACGGAUCGCAAACGGUUGCCACCAUCCAUUCAGAAGAAUCCGGUUUUGGAAUGUAAUGUUUCCAGAUGUUCUUGGAUGAAACCCAGUUGAAAAUACACAGAAGGACAGAGCAGGAGUGGAAAGAUGUGCUGCAUGUCACAUAUACCGUUAGGAUGGACAUGCUCCAGUCAUUUGAGCCUCAUGGAUACUUACCCAUGGUUUGAAAUCUUGCGUUUUUUCUUGCCUUUGCCAUGGAACGUUGUUAAGUUUUAAAGAUAUUUUGGUGUCUACUAUUCUCCAUGUCCAAGACCACAUGGCUGUUGAAAAGCUGCUUUGUCAGGUCGUCCCCAUGGAAGAAGAUGAAAAGUUGGCCAACUCAAUUGUUAUAAAUGAUUAGCCCCUAUGACCAACAUGAGCUGGAGCUUCCUAACCCGCCUACUAGAAGAAAUUCACAACCACUCCACGUUUGUGGGGAAGAUCUGGCUGACCGUCCUGAUCGUCUUCCGCAUCGUCCUGACAGCCGUCGGAGGCGAGUCCAUCUAUUCGGACGAGCAGAGCAAGUUCACCUGCAACACCAAGCAGCCUGGCUGCGACAAUGUCUGCUAUGAUGCCUUCGCGCCGCUCUCCCACGUCCGGUUCUGGGUCUUCCAGAUCAUCAUGAUCUCCACGCCGUCGGUCAUCUACUUGGGCUACGCCAUCCACAGGAUCGCAAGGUCCACGGAAGAGGAGAAGAAGAGGUUCCGGGGCUUUAAGCGGAAGAAGCAGUUUGCACUCAACUGGCAAGCUGUCCGCAACCUGGAAGACCCCUUGGGAGCUGAAGAGGAGGAGCCCAUGAUCACCGAUGAGAUCGUGGAGAUGGAAGCGAAGGCCAAAGCGAAGGAGGAGAAGAAGGAGCAGAAGAAGUACGAUGGCAGGAGACAUAUCCAGGAGGAGGGCCUGAUGAAGAUCUACGUCUUCCAGCUCCUCACCCGAGCCUCGUUCGAAGUGGCCUUCUUGAUCGGGCAGUACAUGCUCUACGGCUUCGAAGUCACGCCGUAUUACCUUUGCACCCGAGAGCCUUGUCCUCAUGACGUUGACUGCUUCGUGUCCCGGCCAACUGAGAAGACCAUCUUCCUCCUGGUGAUGUACGUCGUUAGCUGCCUUUGCUUGCUCCUCAACCUGGCCGAGAUGUGCCACUUGGGCAUCGGCACCAUCCGGGAUGCCAUCCGAGAGCGGAAGAUCCACAGCUUCCGGCAGCCGCCUUACAACUACGCCGCCUACCCCAAGAACAUCUCCUGCCCGCCGGAGUACAACUUGGUGGUGAAAUCGGACAAGCAGGGCAAGGUGCCCAACAGCUUGAUGGCCCAUGAGCAGAACUUGGCCAAUGUCGCCCAGGAGCAGCAGUGCACCAGCCCUGACGAGAACAUCCCCCCAGACUUGUCCACUCUCCAUAAACACUUGCGGGUGGCUCAAGAGCAGCUGGACAUUGCCUUCCAGAGCUACAACGGGACUCAAGGGAAUGGCCAGCCCUCGAGGACCAGCAGUCCUGCGUCCGGCGGGACGAUGGCGGAGCAGAACAGGGCCAACACGGCCCAGGAGAAACAAGGGGCCAAGCCUAAAGCUGUUUCAGAGAGAGGUAGUUCCAAUGGCAAAGAUGGGAAAAACUCUGUCUGGAUAUAAGGAGGUCUAGCUUAAUAGGCAAAGCAGGAGCUGGAGCUGUCUUCUUGCUGGAACAAGAUUAGUUCUGGAGAGCUUUAGGUUCCUUACGAAGGCCGAAAUGUCUGGAUAAAGGUUACCCAAUGUUUACCAGCAAUGUGUUGAAGCAAUGCUCCCAGUUGGUUCAGGAAAGGCCUCUCCCUACACCCACUUUCUGCUCCCAGAUACACAAAGCUCAGCGUCUGGACAUGAGAGGGCUUGUUGGUCAUUUUGUGUUAACUCCAAAAGGAAAGCUUCAAGGAUUUCAUCCUUGGUGUUCAUUAUGUUGUUCUCUCAGGGCAGAACUUGUGGGGUGCAGUUGCAGAGUUUGUUCUCCGACUUGAAAUUUCAGGAGAGAAACUCCUUGCUUUUUGCCAAGGAAGCACACAAACUCCCCAAUAACUUCCUUGCAGGAGUCAGGGACUGCCACUCACUCACAUUCCCCUUUGCUUAGCUGGUUGCAUCCAGUGUUUCUCUUUAUCCGGCUGAUUCCUUUGCUUCCCUCCUUGCUCUUCGUCUGGCCUUUUAAUGAUGCCCAUAUUUUAUUACACCAUACACGCUCGUGUAUAAGUCGACCUCUUGUAUAACUCGAGAGCAGGUUUGGGAGCCAAAAUUAAGGAUUUUGAUUGGACUUGUUGAUAAGUUGAAAGUCAUUCCAUAGAGAGUUGAAAGCAGCAAUGCCUCAUGGGGGCCAGUUGCCAUGUUUUGGAUAAAAGGCACAGUCCUUCCACUGGCCCACGGAUAAGUCAACUCAGUUUGCUUUUUGCACUAUAAUUUCUAGACUUAUACAUUAGUAUAUGUAGUGAUUAUCCCUUUCCUCCAUGGUCUUUUGGCUCCCUGACAUCUUAGCAAUGCAUACACUGGGAUUUGUAUUGGCAAUUCUUCCAGUGGCAACCACCCUAUGCUUCCACAUCUCUCUGAAACUUGGGAGCUGAAAGAGAAAGAGGGCCAUAUAUUGGGCUAUUGCCUGUUGUGAAAAUUUGGCACCCAAGAUGGCCCUUCACCCUUUAAUCCUAUCCCCUCCAUGCAUUUGUAGGCAUCCACCAAAUACCUUCUUGCUGUGUGCUUUCCAAGGUUUCGUCAAAUAACCCAUACUUAAUGUCUAACUCAUGUGGAAGAUGUCCCACUGACAGACAAAUGGGGCACUAACAUGGAUCCAUGGUCCUCUUGCAAUGGUGUGAUAACUUCCCUAGAUCAGGAGUGAGAAAAAGACUCAAGUCCUGUAUCGUUGGUAUCAGUGGAGUUGCAACUUUAGACCUCUGUGGCGUGUUUAUGCUUUUGUGCUUCACUGAGAAGCACCCAAGGAUCUCAUAACCAUGUGCCGUCUUUGUUUAAUUGUUGUGAAAUGUUCCUCUUCCUUUGAUCUUUGGUGCAAACGUUGCUCGAACACAUCCUAGACCCCAAAGUGCCUUUAAGCAACAUUAUGAGGAGGGAGUGACUUUUGGUAUCUUGGUUGUGAAGGCAGAUGGUGCUAACAUGAUGGUAUUCAAACGUCUCUUGUGGAAUAAAACUCUUUGUUACAGUCAUCCCAAUAUCAUGGUCAGGAAUCUGGGAAGAGUUUCCCCCAAAAGGCGCUAGAUAUUGUAAAGCCCCCUUAGUGCAAUUCUGUGGUCAACCUUUUAUGGAAGUUGACUAUAUAAUCGUGCUGGAGGAUCUAGAGAUUCUUAGAAAAGUGUCUUCUCAGAUAAAGAUAAGCAAUUUAUUUGUGUUUUCUCCCCUUUCAGGAGGGUCUUAUGCCCUUAAGCCCAAGAAUAAAGCAUUGGGAGAAUUAAAGAAAUGAGCGAUCAAAGUAGAGCUGACAUAAUAUUGUUCCAUUUUGCAUGGACAGGAGAUUCCUUAUUUUAGAGGCAACUUUUCUUCCUUUCUAAAGAAACCAGUUGUCCUACAAGCAAACCAUAUCACGCUUAUUGGCUGGCCUGGAUUAAAGUGCGUAUUGUUAUGAUACGGUAAUCAAUAGUCUGAGGAGCUGCAGUGGCGCAAUGGGUUAAAUCCUUGUGCCGGCUGGACUGCUGACUUGAAGAUUGCGUUGCUGACCUUAAUGUUGCCAGUUCAAAUCUGCGAGACAGGGUGAGCUCCCGUCUGUCAGCUCUAGCUUGUGGGGACAUGAGAGAAGCCUUCCAGCUAAUACAUCCGGGUGACCUCUGAGCAACGUUACUGUAGACGACCAAUUCUCUCACACCAGAAGUGACUGCAGUAUGUUCCCAAGUUGCUUCUGACACAAUAAAAAAAAACAACAAUUGGCUGAAAUUAGUUAAUUUAUUGGUCUUAUUGAUCGACAUCGGAGGCAGCGCUUGGAUCCAUCAAUAUGAUCCCAAGUUUCUGAUUUAACCCACAAAAUGAUGAAGAAAAUGCAAAAAGUAGAUGCUAUUAUGGGCUAUUCCUGGCAAGAUUUAUUCAAAAUGCAGAAGUAAAUGCUUUGUUGUUGCAUGCUAGUCAUUUCUUAUGGUGACUCUGUUAUGGGCUGUUCUUGGCACGAUUUACUCAAAAGGUUCCAUUUGCUUUCCCUCCGAGGUUGAGAGAGUGUGACCCAUUGGAUUACCAUGGCCAAGCAAGGAUUUCAACCCUGGACUUCGGAGUCAUAUCCAUGCUGGGUCUCGAAAUGAAUGCAACUUUGCAGAAAUGUGUUCUUCAUAUCAGAAUGGAUAGUAGGGGGUGCACUGUUUUUGCUUUACCAAACUCCUAGAAAACAGGGAGAAAAAAACCUUCCAAACCCUAUUUUGAGCAGUUUUUGUCAGCAUGUGAUCCCAUGGAAGUUUGGGAAAUAUAGUUCUAGAACAGGCAUGGGCAAACUUGGUCCCUCCAGGUGUUUUGGACUUCAACUCCCACCAUUCCUGACAGCCUCAGGCCCUUUCCUUUUCCCCCUCCGCCGCUUAAGCGGGACCAAGAGGGACCAAGUUUGCCCAUGCCUUGUUGACAUGGUUUGCAAUUGGUUUCACAUCCAAAAGACAACACAGAACAAGUGAAUCUCUCUCUCACUCACAUUCCAUUCCACUGGAAAAUACUUGAAAGUCACUAAAUGUCCAUAAUAAAUCUAUGUUGUUAUCAAGUUUUCAUCAUACAACGUCUUGUAUUAUUUUUUCUUUUGUACUAACUUGUAUGAGAAACCCGUUGAGUGUAAAACUGACUCUCGUCUCUGUAAAUAUUUUCCGGGGCCUGAUUGUACUUAGGGUGACAGGACAGUUGAACAACAGUGAGACGAAACUAAUAAAAUCGAAAUAAAAUCUUCGUGUUUCCUUGGUCUCUA
Messenger RNA from Anolis carolinensis (green anole), 5438 nucleotides. It is a transcript of the gene gjc2, whose product is annotated as gap junction protein gamma 2. Gene Ontology annotation, biological process: cell-cell signaling. The coding region runs from base 923 to 2179 and encodes 418 amino acids. The transcript is spliced from 2 exons. The record is from RefSeq and is a predicted model, not a curated record. Gene Ontology annotation, molecular function: gap junction channel activity. Lineage: Eukaryota; Metazoa; Chordata; Lepidosauria; Squamata; Anolidae. Gene Ontology annotation, cellular component: connexin complex.